Penicillium taxi is the source of this 1488-nucleotide messenger RNA. RefSeq names its product pyridoxal phosphate-dependent decarboxylase family protein. The transcript has a single exon. Gene Ontology annotation, biological process: carboxylic acid metabolic process. The record is from RefSeq and is a predicted model, not a curated record. Gene Ontology annotation, molecular function: pyridoxal phosphate binding; carbon-carbon lyase activity. Lineage: Eukaryota; Fungi; Ascomycota; Eurotiomycetes; Eurotiales; Aspergillaceae. The coding region runs from base 1 to 1488 and encodes 495 amino acids.
AUGGAAGGCCAAACAAUCCAAAAUCUCUGGCAAGUGGCCCAGGGCUCCGGAAGAUGGGAAUCUGGCGUUUUACCUAGUUCUGAGAACCUAGCCAAAGCCCGUGCUUCGCUUCCCACUACACUGUCCGACGCUGGUAACAGUCUUGAAUCCAUCCAACGACACAUCUUGGAUGAUAUAGUCCCUGCAUUCAAUGGAGGAAGUAUAAGUCCCAACUACUACGGGUUCGUGACUGGUGGAACGACACCCGCGGCCCUCUUCGCCGACCAUGUUGUCUCUACAUACGAUCAAAAUGUCCAGGUGCAUCUCGCAAACCACUCGAUUGUCACCGAUGUCGAGUACAAUGCUCUCGGUUUGCUUCUUGAUCUGUUUAACCUCCCUCGUACCACGUGGCAUAACGGGACCUUCACCACAGGCGCAACAGGAAGCAAUAUCAUUGGUCUAGCCUGUGGGAGAGAGUUUGUUCUUCAAAAGGCAGCCGAAAGAGCAGGGAGCCAAAUCACGAGUGUCGGUGAGCACGGUCUUUUUGAAGUACUACACGCACUAGGACUUUCUGGAGUUCAAGUGCUAUCAACACUGCCGCAUUCAUCUUUGGUCAAGGCCGCUGGAGUUCUAGGCAUUGGCAGGGCUAACGUUCGCAAUGUCUGCCAAGCUGAUGACCCGCUUCGUUUUGAUCUAGAGCAAUUGGAAAAAGAAUUGUCCCGGGUGGACAAAGUCAGCAUCGUCGCUAUCUCCUGUGGAGAGGUCAACACUGGCCGCUUUGCAACAAGUGGAAUAGAACAAUUGGGUCAAAUCCGCAGACUUUGCGACAAGUAUGGAGCAUGGCUUCAUGCUGACGGUGCGUUUGGGAUAUUUAGUCGAGUAUUGGACGAUAGCCCUGAGUUUUCUACGAUAAAGAAAGGCUCCGAAGGAAUUGAACUGCUGGAUUCCAUUACUGGCGAUGGCCACAAGCUGCUGAAUGUCCCCUACGACUGUGGAUUCUUCUUCUGCCGACACCCAGACCUUGCAAUAAAUGUCUUCCAAAAUGCAAACGCAGCCUAUUUGUCUGCAGGUGCCACGGAUGGUCCUUCUAUCCCAUCACCUCUGAAUAUCGGAAUCGAGAACUCCCGCCGAUUUAGGGCUCUUCCAGUGUAUGCUUCCUUGCUAUGUUAUGGAAAGGAUGGAUAUAGGGAUAUGCUACAGCGGCAGAUCAGACUGGCUCGGGCUAUUAAUGAAUGGAUUUAUGACCACCCUGCAUACACAGCUCUGCCGGAGGCAACUUCCAAGACCGAGCUUGUGGAUCAAACUUUUAUGAGUGUUCUUUUCCGCGCCAACGAUGAGUCUUUGAAUCGUGAUUUGGCAAACAAAAUUAAUGAAACCUCACGCAUGUUCGUGUCUGGGACCAGUUGGGCUGGGGCACCAGCCUGUCGAAUUGCCAUCUCCAACUGGAGAGUUGAUGUGGAGCGGGAUGUUAAACUGGUUACUGAUGUUUUGGCCAAGGUGGCUCUUUAA